This is a messenger RNA of Aspergillus uvarum CBS 121591, 690 nucleotides long. It is a transcript of the gene psf3, whose product is annotated as DNA replication protein PSF3. NCBI's taxonomy places the organism in Eukaryota, Fungi, Ascomycota, Eurotiomycetes, Eurotiales, Aspergillaceae. Gene Ontology annotation, biological process: mitotic DNA replication initiation. The record is from RefSeq and is a predicted model, not a curated record. Bases 51 to 587 code for a protein of 178 amino acids. Gene Ontology annotation, cellular component: GINS complex. The transcript has 6 exons.
GUCUACUGCUAGGUGAAGAAGAAAUCUUGAAUAUCAAAGUCCACGGCAAAAUGGCCUACUAUGAUAUCGAUGCUAUCCUAACCGAUGCGCAGAAACUGCCCUGCACAUUUGAGCUCGACGUGCCGGGUCUUGGCAUUCUAGAAGGCAAUCCGGGAGAGAAUAUCAAAGCUGGGACUCGCAUUGACCUGCCACUUUGGUUGGGGGAGAUGCUGUCCAUCGGUGCACGGCUGGGUACCUCGCGACUGGUGACGCUGGAUCUCCCAUUUGCAUUGUCGGAUCGUGUCCUGAACGCAUUGAAGGCCGAUCCGCGGACGGUGGAUUUGCGCUCGCUGGCACCCCAUUUCUACAGUCUGAGCGAACGGGUGCUGGAGCUGUUUGAGGAAGAGGAGAUGGUGGAUGUUCUGAGUAAUACAUUCAAGAAGCGCGCAGCGCAGAUCGCCGACCAUGCGCACAAUCCGCAGGGCGCGUUGGGCCAAGGGGCGGAUUUCCUGCGUGGUCUGGACGAGACGGAACGACAGUUGUUCCGAGCUACGCAUGACAGUGCCAAGGAGACCCGGGUCUGGGCUGGGGAGUCGAAGAAGAAAUGAGUGAACGGGUUUGUGAAGAUACACUAAAGAAGGCUGAGCUGGCUCGCCAACAUAUUAGAAGCGAGUGUUUUUCUGUUUGUUGUUUUUUCGAGCAAUGUGAUAC